Molecule: messenger RNA, 677 nt
Organism: Paramecium pentaurelia
Lineage: Eukaryota; Ciliophora; Oligohymenophorea; Peniculida; Parameciidae
Source: the annotation of a GenBank genome assembly
AUGUCAUAAGUGAUAUUUCAAUAAAAUGAGAUUGCCUAUUUAAGAUUAAUGGAUGAAUUUAACACUGCCUAUCAAUAAUAUUCACUUACAUAAUCUAAAGUGAGUACUUUGGAGAAGUUGAAAUCUAAAUUACAAUAAGCAGAAUAAAAAGUAUGGAUGGAUAUCUAUGUUUUAAGUUAAAAUUUAUGUAAAUUGAAUUCAAAUCAUGUGAAUCAACAUUGAAGGCUGAAUUAACACCAAAAAUGAAGUAGCAUUAAAUGAAUUAUGCAAAUUCUUAAUAGAAAUUGAAAUCCAUUGAAUAAUCAAAAUCUGUUGAAUAGACUCAACCAUCAUUUAAUUUAGAUACUAGAAAGAGAAUAGAAAAUAAUACAAAUCAAUUAGAAACAUAAACAAAUUAAUUAGAGAAUUACAAUAAAACAUUAACAAAUACAGUUGAAUUAUAAGAUGGAAUUAUGGUUGAUCUUAAAAAAUAGAAAGAGAAAUUAUUGAUAGCUUAAGAAGAUGUAUUAUAAUAUAUUAAAAUUAUUAAGACAAAUAUAAUUAGAUCAGAUGUAAAAGAGACUGGUAGAUAUGUUAGAAUAAUGUAAAAUAGAGAGCUCUUUAGUAAAGUAUUGAAAUUAGGAUUGAUUGGAGUGUUGACAUUAGGGAAUAUACUUUUGAUAUACUAUAAAAUAUGA